Molecule: messenger RNA, 8973 nt
Organism: Mya arenaria
Lineage: Eukaryota; Metazoa; Mollusca; Bivalvia; Myida; Myidae
Product: mucin-4-like
Exons: 13
Coding region: 143-6769 (2208 amino acids)
Source: RefSeq, a predicted model, not a curated record
GGUUGCAUAAUUAAAGAAAAAUUUAAAAUAAUUAAAUUACACUACAGACAUUUAUAAUAACUGAAACAAUGGAGACAGAUAAUUGUAAGGUGAAGGUCAAACUAGAGGUCAUGUUGAGUAUCAAUAAUGAACCAGUGAUGUCAUGAUAAUUUCAAAAAUGGCCACAGAUGUGUCUGCACGUUACCAUGACAACCAAACAUCCAGAUUAACUCCUCCAGGGAAGGGUUGCCAGACCAGGGGUGAGAGGUCUCAGAAUGUUGCCAUGGCAACUGGAGGUCACAGAGGUCACCUAGCAACGAGGCACACAAUGUCCUCUUUACAGAAGAGUGGCAUCGCUUCUGCCAGCAAAGAGCUCAAGGAUGUGCUGGAGAGGAAGAUAGAGGGGUUGAGCCGUCUGCUGGCAGAGGAGCGUCAAACGUCCCGCCAGAACAAGAUGGCCGCCUCGCGUCUCCAACGGGAACUUUCCCGAGCAAAGUCACAUGAUAGACCUGCAACUGGGAAGGAGCAUCUCUCCCGGGAGCUAGAGCAUGAAAGAAUGUUGCGCGUGGAGGCGGAGCGGAGGCUGAGGGAUGUGACAAGGGAAAGCGAGUCCUGCCACGCGCGCCUUGAAUCCCUGCAGACUGACUUUCUCAAAAUGGAGGGCCAGGUUCGGGAGAUGGUACAGUACAAGACAAAGAUAGACCAACUAAAGCAAGAAAAGUCCAGCCUCAACACAACUUAUGAGGCAAAUGUGGAGAAGUUUAAAGGCCACAUAACAGAGCUUGAGCGAGAAAACAUGGUUCUACUAAAUGAAGUGAAAAAGCUUGAAUCCCAGAUGAGCAGUAAGCCAGGAGGCCAAGACCGAUACCGUCUGUUGAUGGAGCGUCUCCGUAUGAUCGAGGGAGAGAACUCUUCCCUGGUCCUGGAGAACGAAGAACAGCGUGGGCAGUACGAGAAAUGUCUGGAUGAGAUUGCUAACCAGGUUGUGCAGGCACUGCUGGCUCAGAAGAUGUUACGUGAGGAGUGUAUCAAGCUUCAGGACCAUGUACAAGAGUUGGAGGUCCACAACAGACACCUCUAUAUGGCCUACACUAACCGUGGUUCUCAGGAUGGAGGGGCUUACAUGCAUGGCAGCAUUGACUCUCUGCACAGCAUGUUCAGUGAACAGACAACAGAUGUUGCUGGUGGCCCACAGAUGUCCUCCCCGCCACCAUGGUUACGUGAGCGGUUGCCAGGCGAUAGAAGAAGCCUUAUUUCAUUCUCGGGUAGCGUGACCUCCACACCUGAAAACGAGCUAGAGAGCCUUGCCGACCACCGAUACCACUGUAGAACGGAGAUAGAGACGGAAUUCCCAGCAACACCAUCCAGCCCGAAGUCUAAGCAUGUCAGCAUCAUGGAGAGGAAAAAUGAAACGAAACGAAGUUCAUCCACAUCAUCUUUAUUGCCAACGAAAAUCGGACCAAAUAGACAACGAACUAGAUCUACCUCAUCUUUACACCGAGCACGUGGCUUGUCUGUAGGUCAUACACAGAACGAGUCACAAGAUUCAGGCAUAACACCUCAGGCAUCAUCAGCAUCACCCAGUCUGUCAUCACACUCAGACAUACUUCAAUUAAACAAAUCUAGCACACAAUUACCUGGAUUUGCAAGAAGUGUAUCAGUGCCUUCCAGCCAGCAGUCACAGCAAUCAGACAUCAGCCAUAUCACUCAGGGCAACCAGUCAUCCGUCAUGUCCACAUCUUCAUCGUCAUCGUCGUCUUCGUCCACUUCUAGAAUACCAGUAAUUCCAUGUGCCAGAUCCAAGGAGGAUCUUCAAUUGAGGCGCAAUUCCCUGAAGGCUGAAUACAGUAUUAGACUGGGGAGUCAGUCCCCCGCACAUAGGAAUUCUCCCUCUCCAAAACCAGGGGCCUCCCAGUCACAAACUAAUAUCCCAAGUGCUAAACCGUCCUCAUUGCGGCCUCCAAGCCAAGGUCACAGGUCAACAGGGAAAGGUCAAGGUCAGGAUCACCCAAGGUCGCCAUCCUUGAGCUCAGGAAGGUCACAUUCAGCAGGGUCAAGGAUUCCUUCAGUUUCUGGGAAACAAACAAAAGUGAUAGGUAAAGAUGGGUCUAAUAAAGUGAAACCAGGCUUGGAAGGUAGCAAAACUUUUGGCAGUGUCUCAAAAUAUGGGUCAGAGGGUAAUAAAUCAUCCACAGGCCCUGUGAGUAAGCUUGUGCCUCCCAAGUCCCCCUCUUUGAGACAUUCAGGCAUUAAAACUACAUUGAAAACUGACACUGGGCAAAUAAAAAGUGUUAAGAAAACAUCCGAAAGUGCUAAAUCUAAGUCUUCUCAGAGUGCUAAUGUUUCGAAUGCUUCGCCGCACUCGAACUUAAAAACAGUAUAUUCGAUCAGUACAGUGUCAAGUUCAAGAGUAUUGGAAAGUAGGAAUUUGGACGUCUCAGAGCCAGUAUUACCAGCGCGGGGACAUAAACCAGUCGGUAAUUUCCCGAUAAUGGGGCUUACAACACUUAGCCAUACCAGUCCUAAGUCGGAGGAAAGUCCUUUGAAGAUUUAUGCAAAUGUUUCUCAAGUGCCAGUUAGCUUUUCUAGUGGAUCUGUGAGUAGGAGUAGUGACAAAAUCAGUGAAUCUACAAGCAAUAAUGUUAUAACUAGUACUACACCAAGUCUUUCAAACUCGGAUAAAUCAGUAACUGUUAAGUCUGGUGAAAGUCAGAAUGCAGGCACCUAUAAAAAUGCUGGAUAUUUCUAUGAUUACAGUGAUGAAGAUAGUGACUGUCACGUAACAAGGAGAGUGUCAAAGGAUUUAAGCAUUGCUUCUAGUGUCUCCUUGGAAGAACUGUUGGAUAAAACCCUUGAAAACAUGACUACUCCGAACAGUGAGUUCAGCUCAGGGUACCUUAUGUUUAACUCGACUCAGACUCUUGAAGAUUCUUCACCUGUGUGUGCUGCUAUUAGUGAAAAACUGAUUCGAAACAAUGACAGUUCACGGUUCUCGGGUAAACUUCCAAGUAGUGAGCAAGUUAUCACUGUAGCUAAUGUUAAUCAGGAAUAUGUUGUUGAACACAGACAUGAUGCUAUUGUCAAUACCAGGUUGACUGGUAAGCCAGAUAUCGUGAAAGACACUGAAAAUAGUGAACAAAGAAAUCUACAGAAGUCAAUGCCCAUUUCUGAAAUACCUGGAUCAUCUAUGCCUGGUUACAGGGCAAAACGACCCAAGUCUCUAAUUCUCGGUGCUAAAGAGAAGAAAUUUCUGUAUUGUGAGUAUGGGUCGUCAUCAAGCCCUGACUCUUCUGAAGGGGAAAAUUGGACUUGUAAAUUUUCUUAUGCAAAAAAUGCAAAGGAGCAGGUUAUAAAGACUAAAGUGGCUCAAUCUGUGAAAAGUGGUGAAGCUAAAGUGAUUGAGUCACCGCAUUAUGCUAGUAUUCAGUCAAAAGAUUCUAGUGGAGAUAAGCAGAAAACAGUUGAUAAAACUGGGAGUUCAGGAAUUGCUAAACCCAGUGGGCUGAAGAAGCCAUCCAAAAUCCCCCCACCAGUUGCCAGUAAGCCAGCUCAAAGAAAAUCAUCCAUACCUAAAGCUGAUCAUGAAAUCACAAGACCGAAGUCAGUAGAGAUUUGUGUCAAUACCGCUUUAUCCGUCACAAGAACAGAACCUUUAUUUGUCGAUGGUCUGAAUAUAAAAGACAUUGCUAAAGCCGAGUCAGAACGGUCAUUAAAUAGAAAGUCAAAAUCGGAAAAUACUGAUAUAACAUCUAAUUCAACCUUUGAAGAGAUUAAGGUUGAGAGAUCUGGGAGUAAAGAUGAUGGUUAUUCAACUAUGUCUAGUGACAUACAGCCUGAACAUUUGGAGAAAUACUCUGACGCUUUUGAAAGUUCCACAAACAGUAACGAUGCUCGGAACUCUAAUUUAAGUCUUAGUUCUCAAAAUUCAUACUCAAGCGAAGACAGACUGAGUGGUCAUGGUUCUUUGGGCAGAGUGAAAGCUAUGAAACUAAAGUUUGAGCUGGAUAAUCAUAAAUCUGACACAGAAAAAUCACCCACUAAAUCUCCACCACCUUCACCAGCAAAAUCGCUUCUUAAGUCGCCAAAAUCUGUCUCUGAAAAAGUCAAAGCCAAUAUAAGUAACGACAGUAACCAAGGUGAUAAAAUACAAAGUAAGAUGGUUCCAGUCACUAGUAAGCUUCCAAAGCCAAAAUCUGGAAUACCGUGCCCAAAGGAAACUGGACAAACCAAUAUGAAAACUAAAUGUGCUAUACCUGUGCCAAAGUCGAAACCAAAUGUUUUGAAAAGUGAAAAGCCAUCUCAUAAAGUAGAAAUUCAGAUACCAGUAAAAGUUGACUUACCAGUUAAAGAUAUUGUUUCAGAUCAAGUUGUUCAGAGAAAAAGUUUUCCUAUAACAAAUCCUAACUACAUAACAAGCAGCCCAGUUCGUCCAUCUGCUGAUGAGCCCAGCCUAAACGCCAGGCUUUCCCCAAUCACACCGAAUAUCCCACCACCACAUAUUAUCCAACAAUCCCAAGUGCCGACCACAUCCUUUACAGACCAGUUUAACCAGUUAAGUUGUUUUGAGAAGAUUGAGUUCUUAAAGGACAGCUAUGACAGUAACAGUUCUCUAUCUGACCGAGGGUCAGACCUAACCUCUCUUCAUAUCUCUGAAGACAACAUACUGUCAGAUAUACCGGAGGAAAAAGAUGGCUAUGAAAGUUCUGUUGGGAUAAAAAGUGAGAACACAUCCUUCUCAAGUAUUCCAACUUUAACCUGUGUAAAAAAGCCUCCCCAGCCAUCUCCUGGUGCCCAGCAUCAUUCUAGUUCACACCAUGCAAGCAGGGCCACAUUCUCAACCACACUCAAACGCCAUUGGUCCUCUUGUGAGGGUUUGGUCAGGGCUGCAGUGAACAGCGAUUACGAGAAACAAAAAUCUGCAAAGCACAAUGCAGACUAUGAAGAGCUUUAUGGCGGAUGUCUAAAUAUAGAAACACUGUUAGAGCGGUGUUCCUCCGAGUCUGACUUAUAUACGAGGGGUGAUAAGCCAGCGGUGACGUUGUUGCCACAGUUACGGUCACCAGGGAUGAUACAGGUUGACGAGAUAGCAGUAGAAGAGCGGGUACAGGCCAUUCUCAAGUUCUGCGUUCUUAGACAGAUCAGUGAGAACGUAGCGAGUGCUGACCGUGACGGCGAAUCAUUUACCAGCUUUGUAGAACUUCUAAUGCAACGAGGCCAUGUUCUACAGACCCCGUCACCUGCUCAGGAGCUGAACAAUAUGUCUGUCUCCAACUUCUCCUCAAAGGGACAAAACUCUGUCCACAACUCUUUCGGCUCUGAGGAGAGAUCUGAGACAGAACUACCUCCCCUGGGAGAUGAUCAAAAACGCUUCAACAGCAAUUUUUACAGUCUGUGUAACACUGGCUCAAAUAGGAGCAUAUCUGAGAAAGCAGACAGUGUCUGUGCUGAUACCAACAGUCAAAACCAGGAUAACAAACAGACUGACAGCCCUUUGGUUCAUACUUGUCGAAAGGGAGAUAAAUCUGUUUGUAAGAAGUGUGAAAAUUUGAGGAAUGUGAAUGAAUUUGAUAACAUUUCUAAGCAGAUUGAGUGUCUAUCACGAACAGUGAAUGAACUUCACAAGAGUUUAUCUAGUCUGAAUAGUGAGAAUGAUAGUGGAUCGGAAUCAAAUGAAGGGGACGUAAAUCUAGCAAACGCAAUAGGAAACAAGGACAUAGACGGUUAUCAUUGGGUGGAGGAUGAAUUAUUCUUAUCUCCUUACGAAGGUGAAAUAAUUCUUGGAACUUCGCCAUUUUCGAAAACUGGCGCAUCAUGUGAUUGGAUAAAUGACUAUGCAGAUGAUGAGGAUCAUGUCGAAGAGAUGGGUGGGAGUGAAGCACUGUUAGAAGAAGAUCCCACUUUUGAUAUUCCUGUGUCCAUGGACUCCGGUGCUAAAACCAAAUUGAACCCUAUGCAUAUGCAUAACUCUGAUAUUUCGAACUGCUUCGAUGAAGAUGGGAAUUUUGACAGCGCUUCGUUUAUAUCUCAGAGGUUACAAAAAGAGGAGGAGAGAUUAAAAUCACUAGAUCUGAAAUCCAAUAAGGCAAUGCUGUUUACACAAGAUAUAGAUAUUUCGGCACCGAUACAGAAGCUGAGGUCAUCGAUGACAUCAUCAAGGUCACACCCACUGAAAGAGGACAUGAGAACAACUCCUGAGAAAGACAUAGAUGAUACUGAGCUCUUCGCAUACCAGGAGAGGCUGGGCCUGCACGCUGGGAGCCAUGAAAGUCUGGAUGACAAUAUCGGGGUGGACAGCGUCAUGUGUCACAGACUGUUGGGGGGCAAAGGUGCCCCUGUGCCAGGCGGAAGACCAGCUCUUGAUUUCACUCAGAUUCAGUUCAUGAGAUAUGGUGAUGCGGAAAAACAGGCUUUGUCUGCAUUUGAAUUCUUACAGGAUAUGACAUCAUCGGCACACUCUGACCAAUCAGUUGGGCAGAAAGUGUCACAUGACAUGCUCUUCAGAAUGGAGGGCAAUAUGUCUGAUGUUGCUAGGAGCAACAUGAUUCAAAUGAACCAAUCAACAACCUCCAACGAGGAGAAGAUAUCUCCUGUAAGAAAACAGAGAAGAAAGAUUAAACUACGCAAUAAAAAGGACCAAUCUGCUGUGAAAAAUCAGGGUAAAGCAAAAACUAGGCAAUUUUCAUCAACAUCGAAUGAUGAGUCCAAUGAUGACUAUUCAGACGGAAGUUCUUCGGAUAACUAUCUGGUUCAAGAACAGUCUAUGAAAUCCAAGAAAAUGACAUACCUUUAAAGGUGAUUAUAUGGAUAAAUUGGCUUAGGAAUAAAAAAACAUUUCUUUAAGUUUUUGAAUUCUGAUGAAUAUCAAGAAGAAAGAUCACAAGGUUCACUUUAUAUAUUUUGAUGAAUUUAAAAUCUUAUUAACAUGUGUAGUUAAUUAUUUUAAAAGAUUUGAGAUACAAGUUAAGACAAGCCUGAAUCUUGUUAGAUUUUUAAUUACCAUGACUGGAUCUAUAACUUACAAACCUCCGAAUUGUUUAGACUGUAAUUAGAUGAUGUGAUCUGAAAAACGAACCCUGUUGCACAAAUUUGACACUCAGGAAAUGAAUAUUUUAUUUAUUUUUGAUACAAGUACUUUUUCGGAAUUUUUCAUGCUAAAAUAUAUCAGCCUUAAGCAUAAUGGCUCUUGCAAAUUGUAAUAUAUACAUGCAAACAUACAUGUAUUCAGAUAAUCAGUGUGACACACUUUUUCGAAAACAACGGAUAAAUUUCUUGGCCAGGAACAUUGUUAAGAAAAAUUAUUCGUAAUUAUUUAUGUGCUUUUUGUAUGUAAAACAUGUAUAUUAUUUAUUUGUAAAUUUGUGUAAAUAACCUGUAAAUUUAUAGAUUAAUUAUAGUUUGCAUUUAUUUAUUUUGAAUGGUAUUUGUUUUUAUUUUCAAAUAAAAUAUUAAUUUUCCACCAGAUAGAAACUUCAUAAAUUAUGUUUUUGAUGUUUUUAUUUUAAUGAUCAGUUUGGUGUUUUUCUAAAAAUGCAGUUGUUUUUUAACACAUAAUUCCUCAUUAUUUUUAAACAUCACUCCAAUUUAAUCUUUAUCCUCAUACAAUAUACAUACAUCAUGUACUAAAUGUUUAAUUUCUAACCAUCACGGUCUUUUACGCUGAAAGAUACUUAUUUUUUACCUUUAAAAUUGUCUUCUUUGAAUUUAUUUUUAUUUUUAAAAGUUGUUCUUAAGAUGAUAUUGUUAAUGGUUAAAGUUAAAGUAUUUUUUCAGAAAUGGACAUACUCAUUUAAUUACAACUGAUUCUAUUUUUUACCAUAUCCAUGGAAACCAUGUACUCACAUUGUGAUAAAAAAAAUACUAUCGAAUUGUUUUUCACUUUCAUACAUUUUCACUGUCCACAAACUCUUAACUUAAGGCAUUAUUUUAAUUCAUCUCCAUUGCAUUGGCAAUGUACAUGUAUAUCAGCCACAUCAAGGACAUUCAGGGUAUUUGAGUAUAUAAUAAUUAUCGCUGUAUAAUAAGCAUAUUUUGUAGUGUUUUUACUUUUAAUGAUGAAUUAAAUAAUAAUAAUUACACAAGGCAAAAAUGGGUCUUCUUACAUAAUGUUUGAUAAUGUUUUGUGUGUUUUGGUCUACACAUGUCCCAUAUUGGAACGGUAACCAGUACAGUUGGCAUGACCGUUCUAUAACUGCGUUGUGGAUAUAUUUCAACUUAAAUUAAAUAUACUACAGGCUAUUUUAUUUGAACAUUGUACAUAACAGUCACACUGACCCUUGUGAUUGAAAUUAUACCACAUGUUAUUUAUUGAAUGUCGAUCUAAACAACAUAGUACAAAACUGUUACAUGGACCCUUGUGAUUAAAAUUAUACCAUAUGCUUUAUCGAACGUUGAUCUUGACAACAUAGUACAAAACAGUACCAUCAUUCGCAACCCUUGUAAUUGAAAUAAUACACUCGCGCUGUUUUAGAUAGUGAUGAAGCAAAAAUUACUGUUUUUCAAAGUUUAUGACUGCAGUAUAUAAAAUUUCAUCUUUUGGGCUUCCUCACAGUAUUGUGAAAUAUCAAGAGUGAUUAACAUUAUGGAAGUUCAUGAAUGUUUGCAUAUUCUGUUUAAUUUUUACAUCACCUAUAAGACGUAAUCUUUUAUUAUACUGAAACAUGAGAGUAAAAGUCUUUUCAUGGCCGACAAUAUAAACUGCAGGUUAUAAUCUUCUAUAUGCAUAUUGCAUACAUUGCCAAACGGUUUUAUAUUAUAUAUAUGUAUUAAGCAUAAUUUGACAAUAAAUAUGCAAAAAAAACAAAAUGAAAAUGAUGAAUAUUUUCCUACUUAGUCAUUGGAUUUUAGCAAAAAUGCAUUGAUCAUAUUUUGUGAUGUAAUCAGUGUGUUUUCAAAGAGUGUAAAUGUAUUUUGGAUGUUAUUUAUUAUUAUAACUAUACAUACAUGACAUGCAUGUAGCGUGACCAUAUAUCACAUGUUCACAAUAAACAAUUAAAC